UAAUAGUAAUGGCAAAAUUCAUAGCUUUGAUUAGAAACAGUGAAACCCAAAAAAGUGUAGAAAUAUCCAUAGCUGUAAACAAAUCAAACUUUACAAAAUAAAGGGCAAAAAGAUAAGUUAAUAGAAAACUUUGAGUUUCUAUUAUUAAAAAAAAAAAAAAAACUUUGAGAUUCUAUUUGGACUUCAAAUACCUUCUUCCCUUUUUCUCUGGAAAAAUUCUCCAACCCAUUUGAUGCAUGUUGUGUUUUCUCCUUCAACUUUCAACUACCACCUUGUGAGUAUCUUCAAGUUUUUGUUUUUUUUAUCCCUUUCUUUCAUCUUUUGUUUCAUUGAGUAAAUCAACAUUAUUGUGCUUUCAAGAAACUUUUGUAGUGUAGUGUGUUAGAUUUGGUUGGAUUUGUAUGUUUUUGGAAGUUUGUGAUGCCAGAAAAGGAAAAGGUUGUGAUUUCAAUACUUCAUUGGAGAGUUGGGUUGCUCACUGUUUUUUUUCUAUUUGGAAUGUUCAUAGUUUGGAGUAUUAAUGGAUGCAAUGUUAAAAAUGUUUUUCAAGUUUAUCUUCCUCAUUCUCCAAAUUUCACUAUUUCACAUCAAAAUUUGUUUACUCUUAGUUUAGAUCAAAACCAAAGUAAUAUAAAUAGAACCCAUGUUUCUGUUAACAUUACUUUGUCUGAUAAAAAACCAAAAAGUUUUGAUCUUGUUAAAAGGAGUUCAAGUUGGAUUUCAAGUGAAUUAGAGGUUAAUUUGAGUUCAAAUCUUUUAGCUAGAUGGUUAGCUAGGGGAGGUGAACCUUGUAGAGAUUCUAAGACAGUUGAGAUUGAAAUUCCUGGUUUGGAUGGUGGGAAUUUGAUUGAGUUAUCAAGUGGAGAUAUACAUGAGUUUACUUUUCAAGCUUUGGAUGAUUCGGGGAAGCCACGGUGUUUAGGUGGUGAUUACUUUGAGACUGAUCUUUCGGGGGAAUCGUGGAAAUCGCGGCCUUUAGUGAAAGAUUUUAGUAAUGGAUCUUACUCGAUUUCGCUUCAAGUUCAUCCUGAUUUUGUUGGUGUUUACAAUCUCACUAUUAUAUUGCUUUAUAGACACUUUGAAGGACUGAAAUUUACUCCGUGGAGAUUUGUUUAUGAUCGAGUGCUUCGUAGUUUUGCAAUUAGGUUCUACAAGAGCGAUGUUCGGAUACCGGAAUUGCAGACUUGUAAGGCUGCUGAUUUUAGCAGGGAUGUUUGGUGUGGAAGGUGGACAAGGCAUGGAAAGAAUGAUGAAUGUUCCGUUGGUAAUGAUGGUAGAUACCGAUGUUUAGCAUCGGAUUUUCCUUGCAAAGCUCCUUGGUGUGAUGGUUCCUUGGGAGUUUUGGAGAGUAAUGGUUGGGUGUACUCAACUCAUUGUUCAUUCAAGAUGUAUUCAGCUGAGUCGGCUUGGAAUUGCUUGAAGGAUCGAUGGAUUUUCUUUUGGGGCGAUUCAAAUCAUGUUGACACGAUUCGUAACACACUCAAUUUUAUUUUGGAUUUGCCUGAUGUACAUUCUGUUCCGAGACGAUUUGACAUGAACUUUUCAAACCCGAAAGAUCCGUCUCAAACCAUUAGGAUUACAAGCAUCUUCAAUGGCCAUUGGAAUGAAACACAAAACUAUCUGGGGCUGGAUUCUUUGAGAAAUGAAGGGUUUCAAAAUUUGUUGAAGAAUUACUUCUUGGAAGACACGGUCCCGGACGCUGUGAUCAUGAACUCUGGCUUGCAUGAUGGUGUCCACUGGCGUAAUAUAAGAGCAUUCUCCGUCGGAGCAGACUAUGCAGCAUCCUUUUGGGCGGAUGUUUUGAAGACGGUGAAGCAAAGGGGAUUGGCAUUGCCAAAAGUGUUUUACCGGACUACGGUUGCAACCGGUGGAUACGCAAGAUCACUAGCAUUUAAUCCUAACAAGAUGGAAGUGUUCAACGGCGUUUUCUUAGAAAAAUUGAAGCAAGCUGGCGUUGUAGCCGGUGUGAUUGAUAACUUCGAUAUGACAUUUCCGUGGCAUUUUGAUAACCGAUGUAACGAUGGAGUUCAUUACGGAAGGGCGCCGGCAAAGAUGAAAUGGAGAGAUGGUGAAAUUGGACAUCAAUAUUUUGUGGACCUCAUGUUAGCUCAUGUUCUUCUCAAUGCACUAUGUGCAAGAUAGCACUUAAGGAAGGUGUAGGCAUAGCCUUUAAAAUAAUGCACAUUUUAUACUUUGCAUGCAACUUUGAAGGUGCUUGGUUGAAGAUUAUUGAGUUAGAGUUCAUUUUGUUACACUAUUGAAUUUUCUGAAAAUUUAGGUUUGAUAUUCUUUCUUGCUCAAUCAUAUAUUUUUGUUAGAGUAUGUAUUGUUCCAUUUGUAGAUUAACAUUGAGGAUUUUAACUUCAACACAUUUUACUACUAUCAUAGUUCAAAGGCUAUUCUUUCUUUGUAUAUUUCUUGUUUCGAACACCAAUGGACUUCAAAUAUUACUACCC
Molecule: messenger RNA, 2456 nt
Organism: Cicer arietinum (chickpea)
Lineage: Eukaryota; Viridiplantae; Streptophyta; Magnoliopsida; Fabales; Fabaceae
Source: RefSeq, a predicted model, not a curated record